Molecule: messenger RNA, 2000 nt
Organism: Ceraceosorus bombacis
Lineage: Eukaryota; Fungi; Basidiomycota; Exobasidiomycetes; Ceraceosorales; Ceraceosoraceae
Source: the annotation of a GenBank genome assembly
AUGGCGCUUCCAUCCAACAUAGACUUUGCCGUUCAAGCGACCGACGGGCUUCCCACCCUUCUCAUCUCCGAAGCGUCCAAAUCAUAUCCCAAGCCAGAUGGCAUCAAAUUCACAUAUGGCACCGCCGGUGUCCGAACAAAGUAAGUCACAAGCCUCUCUCCGGGCCAGUUCCCCGGUUUCGCACUAAUUGCGUCAACUUGAUGUCCCCCAUUUCGUGCUCGCAGAGGAGAUGUACUAGAAAGCACUUGUUUCAGAUUGGCACUCAUCAGCGCACUCAGAAGCAAGCGAAUGGGCGGCAAAGUCGUCGGUAUGAUGGUCACUGCAUCCCACAAUCCCGAACCAGUGAGCAUGCAAGCAAAAAUUGCACUCUGGAGUCGUUGAAUUGCUCACCAAGUUCAUCGCUCUUCCACCCAGGACAAUGGACUCAAAGCUGUGGAUCCACGAGGAGAGAUGCUGGCUUCGAAUUGGGAGCCAUACUGCACAGAAGCAGCGAAUGCUCUGACGGACGAAGAGCUAUUUGCAGUGCUGCAAAGGCUGAUCAAGGCGGACAGUAUCAACUUGCAGACUCCGGCAGUCGUCGUUUAUGCUCACGAUACGCGCCCUUCGAGCCCCAAGCUCGUCAAAGCCAUCGAAGCGGGUCUGGCCGCGACAGGUGCAGAGGGACGUAACGGAGGUCUGCUGACUACUCCCCAACUGCACUACCUUGUCAAGGCCUACAAUACUCAAAGCACUCCUGAUCCGUACGGAGAGCCCACGGAGGAAGGGUACUACAAAAAGCUUGCAGAUGCCUUCCAGAGGGCCGUCGUGAGUGCUCGUCGUCCAUACUGACGUCGAAUUUGCGCGGACUGCUAAGCCUGUGUUUGAUCCAUUGUGUAGGCCGACAAGCCAGCUACCUCUCCCCUUACUGUCGACUGUGCCAACGGUGUGGGUGCGAUCUCUUUGCAGCGUUUUCAAAAAUACUUGCCUGCGUCGGCAUUGCAGGUGCGAGCUCUUCGCACAUCCAUCGAUACGGCCGGAGCGCUCAACAACGGCUGUGGAGCAGACCAUGUCAAGACGAAGCAGGCGCUGCCUUCUGGUUUCGAAAAAGAGGUCUCCGAGGGGGAGCGUCUGUGCAGCUUUGAUGGCGAUGCGGACCGCAUUGUGUACUACUACUUGAAUGGGCAUGCUUCGCAGAAGGAGAGCUUCAGGUUAUUGGAUGGCGAUAGGAUCGCUGCUCUCGUGGCCGAUUACAUCAGCGAACUAGUCAAGCGAGCGGGAAUCGCCGAUGAGAUCAAGAUUGGAUGCGUGCAGACCGCUUACGCGAAUGGAGGUUCGACAAAGUACUUGUCCCAGGUGAGCAGAACUGAAAGGACUGUCCACGAUGUUGCUGUUGCUGAUGGCGAACAUGCAUCUGCGUCUUUUCUCCUCUUCGCCAGCGCGUGCCGGUCGUUUGCACCUCUACGGGAGUCAAGCAUCUGCAUCACGCCGCCGAGUCAUUCGACGUGGGCGUCUACUUUGAAGCGAAUGGGCACGGCACCGUGCUGUUCUCCGACUCUGCCCAGUCACUGAUUCGCGGCAAGAUCUCCUCCAGCUCUCCUCAAGGUGAUAGUCAGGCCGCGUUGUCUCAAUUAUCCAAUCUGAUCGAUCUGAUCAAUCAAACGGUGGGGGAUGCGCUGUCGGACAUGCUGCUGGUAGAGGUGGUGCUGCGUCAAAGAGACUGGGAACCUGCGCAUUGGGACAGUCUGUACACCGACCUGCCAAACAAGCUGCUCAAGGUCAUCGUGCCAGAUCGCGCGCUCUUCACCACGACGGAUGCGGAUAGGAAACUCGUCACGCCAGAUGGGCUGCAGCAAGAGAUCGACAAGCUGGUGGGCAAGUAUUUGGAGGGGAGAAGCUUUGUCAGACCUAGCGGAACGGAGGAUUGCGUGAGGGUGUAUGCGGAAGCGAGAAUCCAGCAGGAGAUGGAGGAACUGGCGCACAAGGUCGCGAAACUUGUUACGGAUGCUGCAAAGAAUGCUUGA